UUGCGAACGCGUCCGUGCCACAUCAGAAAUUGUGUUGGUGUUUUGUGCAGCGUUGUGCUUUUUGUUAGAGGAUCGGUUUCUUCUAAUUGUUUAUCGUGAGGAUGCAACGCAGCACGGCCGACGGUGCAGCGGGAGUGGCGGAUCUUCCCGUGGAGAUGGCGAACGCGGAUCAGCAGGUGGGCGGACGCAACCUGAUCGUCACCCACCUCCCCAUCGCCGUGCGUGCGCCUUUCCUGCGCAGCAUCUUCGGCACGCGGCGGAUCCUCGGCCCGGACGCCACGCUGGAGGAGUGCCGUGUGGCCAUGCGAACCGACGCGACAGGUCGCGAAACCAGCCGCGGCUUCGCCUUCGUGACGUACAGCCACGCGGAGGCGGCCGCCCGUGCGAUGGAGCUGCUGGACGGAUUCUGUCUCAUUGAGACGGCUGCUCCGUGGGAGGUGGACGCCGACGGCCGUCCCAAGCGCAAAACCAAGCGCUUAAAGGUGGCGCAUUGUCGCCCGCCCGCCCAGCCGCACCGCCACAGCAACCUCUUCGCCACCGGGAUCCCGUGUGCGUGGCGCCUGGCGGAUCUGCAGCGCCACUUCAACCAAUGGGGCGGCACCAUCACCGCCAGCACGAUCGCGCCACGCGACUGUCCCUGCAACGGCGGCGUGCGGCCCUGCAGCCGGACCAACUGGGGAUUUGUCCGUUUCGCUCGCCAGGAGGAGGCCGUGACGGCCCGCGACGAAUGCCACAAGAUGCACGGAGAUCCGUCAAAUCCGCUGCUGCACGUCACGCUCCUGGACGACGCCGAUCCGCGCUUCCACCACGCGUAA
Messenger RNA from Paramacrobiotus metropolitanus, 815 nucleotides. RefSeq lists its product as uncharacterized. Lineage: Eukaryota; Metazoa; Tardigrada; Eutardigrada; Parachela; Macrobiotidae. The transcript has 4 exons. Gene Ontology annotation, cellular component: ribonucleoprotein complex. Bases 102 to 815 code for a protein of 237 amino acids. Gene Ontology annotation, molecular function: RNA binding. The record is from RefSeq and is a predicted model, not a curated record.